Chara braunii is the source of this 3207-nucleotide messenger RNA. Lineage: Eukaryota; Viridiplantae; Streptophyta; Charophyceae; Charales; Characeae. The record is from the annotation of a GenBank genome assembly.
GCGGGCGGCAAUGGUCGAUUUUUAAAAGGAAGGCGGGCAUGUGCUGGUUGUCGGCAUAUGAAGGUCGAGCGCCCCUAUCCCAGGCAUGUCGGAACACACAUCUGCAGUGGUCACGUGCGAGGGCGGCUGCAGAGGUGAAUUUCAUGGCUGACGUGCAGAGGAGAUUGCCUCUGCUGGUACUUGCUGUCGUCGUCUUCCUGAUUGUCGUCUUCCUCCACGUGUGUUUGUCGUGGCGGCCGUGGAAACAACAACGCAAGAGGAGGGCUUCGAAGAGACAGGCGGCAGGGGAACGUCUAAUGGCGGGCAUGCAGGCAUGAGCGGCAACUGAUGCAGGUCAGGGAGGAGUUCGAACUUCGGCGGCGGAGCCUCCAAGGCGGUACGACCCGUCCAUGUACACCUAUCUGGAGUCGUGGGAGACGCCACUGCCCCCGUCGGACGAGGAGCCGGAGAAGGAAGAACUUUCAACAUUGCCUCUCGCCAGCGGCUCGACUCGGUUGUGGUCGCAGACGGUGCGAGCAGGCGGGUCGGCUGCCGACGAAGGGGGCGAGUUUACGUCACUGCUGCAACAAGGGUUGCGGGACGACGACGGCGGAGGAGUUGAUCUGAGGUUCGGGUUGUGUUCUGGCGGCGGCAAGGAGGCAAGCCGUACGUUCAUCAUCGAUGGAGAUCGUUCGGCACGUGGUCUUGAACAUGGUGGAAGUCUGCAUACAGAGUUGUCCACACUUCGUCGCGCUGCACUCGUGACUGGCGCGGUCGGGCCAUCGUCAGCGGGACGGAAGCAUGGAUCGACUGCUCCGUCCGUCGAGCGAUUGACACCGACCUGGCCCGCACGCACUGGGGUCGCAACAGGGUCCCUGAGCAUGGGCGGUGCACGUUCGCCGAUGCCUGCGUGCACAACGCCGAUCGAAUCCGAAGUGAGGGACGAGGGAACGUGCAUAGCGCCGAUACGUCCACGCCCCACUGUGGAGAACAUAACACGUGGAGUGUCCAACAUGCGGGCGCACAGCGAUGGCGGCGAAGACGACGGUGGAUUCGGUGACGAUGCAGAUGAAGGGAUGAGGGAGGACGUGGAAGCGGGGGACGACGAUGACGAUGUUCCUAUUCGGCCUUUGGGGAAGACGGGUGGGAGGGGGAAAGGACGCGGCAGAGGUGGUGUCCGUGGUCGAUCCGUUGCCCAAGACCAAAUGCCCCUGGUGCGAUGCAAGCGGGAGCAAGAUAUGCACCUCGCCGGCUUGACUCACAAUUACAGGCGGAUAAAGACGAAAGAGUGGAAGUGGGACGACAUGUCGAACUUAAAGCGGAUGGCGAAUGCAGGGAGGCCGAAGGACGCUGACGAGUGCAUGAAGAAGUGGGACAAUCUGUUCCAGAACUACAAGAAAAAUCAGAGGUUUCAGAAUGCCAGCGGCCAGGCAAAUUUUUUCAGGCUGACGAACGAAGAGGGGAAGGAGCACAACUUCAAGUUCCGGAUGGACAGGGCACUGUACAACGAGAUCCACAUAGGCAUGGUGGGGAACCACACGAUUUUCCCUCCCAACGUUGCCGACACCGGCAGUCCGGAGGGGGUGCAGCUGCCCAGGCGAGGAGCGGGUGGCGGGGAGUCUGUUUGUAGUGAGGCGGCAGGUGAAGGCUGCCCUGAAGAACGUUCUUCUGCGAGGGAGUCCGACAACAACGCAGGCAGCGGGGCGGGAGGUGGGAAGCGGAAGAACGCGCGUCUGCAGGCAUUGGAGUCCAUCGCUGAUGACAGGCAUGGCGGUCGCACCUGUCGCCGUCGUCGUUCCAUUUUCCCGCCACGUGGACGCGACGUCGUGGACGGUCCAUCUGCUACUUUCAUCCCAGUGGUGCGCAUCCGGAGCCGCAUAAAUGUCGUCCGCACGAGGGUGAGUCCACCACCGAAGCCCGCCACACCAGCUGCACACUUCCCGCCACGCAUCUACAGUAGCACAAUGCUUUUCACCGGGGAUAAUUGUGGCCUCCUCCACGCUUCCAUGUCCACAGCCUUCGAGGACCACCGCCGUCACCAUUGCAGCCAUCUCGUGACGUGGACGUCGGCCGUCACAACGCAGGCAGCGGGCCGCUCUCACAACAUCGUCCACGAAACCAAAGAGUACUUUGUCGCCAUCGCCAGCGGCCUUCCGCCACCUGACCUUCCACUGAGCGUUGUCCUCCCCAAAUCUAGCACAAGGGUGGCGAGGAUCGCCGACCAAUCACAGCUCCAACAAGCGAUCUCCCGUGCGGCGGCGGUGGAGAAUAUAGCUCUGCGCAUCUUGCACGGCUGGGUUUUCAAGUCCGGGAACUGCCCAAGGGGGUACCACCUUGCUUUCCAGUACUCGUUGGAGUCCGUAGUGACGGACAUUGCGUGUGCAAUGUGGUACGGCGAGGAGUGGUGCAACGUCGUCAGCGCGACGAUCCGCGCCCACACGAUAGAUCUGAACAUGAACCUUCCACUGUGGUACGCCGGCGCGAAUAUCGAGGACAGACCUGAGGACGACAACAUGGCGGCGCACCAGGAGUCCACCGUCAUCCGCAUCGUGCAUUCAUUCCGCGCGGCGGUGCAAAUGGGCGCUCACAUCGACGGCGAUUUCAUCUCCUACGAGCGUCUAUGUAGGGUGGCUGACUGCUUCAGGCUGUUGCUGGCGGCGUCCAUGUGGAUAAUGCGCAUGGCGGGAGACGAUCCGUGCAGCCACUACGAAGCAUUUUACUUCGAUCUCGUCGCCAGGCCGACACUAGUCACCUCCAUGCAUCGCUCCUUCGAUCAUCGACGAUCUGUUGUCCGCACCACGAACGUCGUCACAGAGAGGCUUGGGAAGGCGAAAGCCACACUCGGAGUGUGCCUCGACUACAUCCCUGAUUGGGCACCAUGCGGCAUCGGAUUUGCGCACGAAGCGAGCAUCAAGGGGCCGGAGGAUGCAAAGAGGCUGGAUUGGUUGGGUCCGGGCCCCCCCGAUGAUGGCAACAAAGGCGAAGGAAAAGGCUGUCGUGUGAUUGGACUGUCGUGCGUGGCGCACCUGUUUAGCGUGUCCGCCGCCGGGAUUCGCCAGAAUCCUCCUUCAUCAUUGUGCACAGGUUUACUGUGGCGCCCGUGGCAUAAGCACGGGUUGAUCGAUUUCGAUUGUGUAAUUGUAGUUUCGGUGGUUACCUUGUUGGCCGGAGGGAUUCGCUAGAAUCUUCGAUGGUUGCGUAGCUGUGUAGUGUGUCGCCCAGCACAAG